AUGCAGAGUACCUCCACCAGCCGUAGUGCGGUGACAAAUAGCGGGAAACCAAGGCCAAUGGUGAAACCGGGCCAAGCUCUCGCAAAAACGAAGGAAAGUGGCGGUGGGGUUGCUCAAAGGAGUCCACCCCGGGAAACUCCUGGCACCAGUGGAUGCCAACCUGGCAUGCAGAUUGCAGCCGGGGAUAAGGCUGAAUCUGGGCCGCAGGCCACGGGCGGUCCUCCCGCGACACCAACGGCCUUCACGAGGCCUGACCAGAGGCCAGAACCAGCUGCAGCGGGCUAUCGACAGAGGAAGCUGGCUGCUCGAAUCCAGCAAAGGUUCACCGCAACGCCUGACCUGUAUAGCAAGGCGAAAGAAGAGCAUGUGAAGGAGAUCCUCACAGAAAUCGACUGGGCAAAGGCAGUCCUGCCCGACUACCGCAAGCCGGAGGAGAAGCAGCCGCAGGCGUCCUCCAGUAAGCGCAAUAGAUCGGGGGAAAAUACGCUCAACCAUGCAAAGAGGGUCAGAACGCAGGGGCCUUCUUUUGCUGAAGUAGCCAAGGAGCAGAUCCUGCUCGGCGUCAUUGAUGAGAGCAAUGAAGACAGCCUCACCCUGAGGCAGCAAUGGAAGUGGGUUAAGGCCGCGAUGGCCGACAUUGCUAUCAACAUUAUGUUGGAGAAUCCGGGACCUCCGCCAACCUGUAAGGGAGCGGGGUGGUUCCAAAAUAACCUCCGCGUUAUAGCAUGCGAGGAUGCUAGAUCAGCGGAGAUCUAUAAGAAAACAGUCGCAGGUAUUGGAGAAGUCUACCCUGGUGCAAAGCUCAGGGCGGUCGACUUCAAGGACCUACCGGUGCGACCGAGAGCGAGAGCAUGGUUGCCUUGCAAGCCAGCGGAGCCAGAAAGGAUCCUGCAAACCAUAAGGCUCUAUAGCCCGGAGCUACCUACCGAUAAUUGGAAGGUGGUAAAAAUUACCGAAAGCGGUAAAGCGACGAUGCAGGUUGUCCUGCUUCUAAAUAAGGACUCCAUAGAGUUGUUGGAGCAAAAGAGCGGGGUUAUACGUUACGGCUGUGACAUGGCCAAAAUUAAGGUCUGCAGCAACGACGUAAACGCAGCGAAGAACCUGAUCGCGGAGGUAGAGCCGGAAGAGGCCAACAGCGACGUGGAGAUGGAGGAAGAAUCCUAGCAGGUUGAUCCGAUGGACGACCUGACCGGGGGUUAUGCCUCAUCGACGUCUUCGCUGGGGGUCGGACGCAUGCUUCGGCUUUAUACGGAGGAGGAGUUGAUCGAGAUGUCGGAAGACGCGGUCAACUCCACCCUAAUAGGCGACGUGGGCGGUAAUGGCCAAUAUGGUGAAGGUACUGCAGAUUAACCUUCACCACUGUAAAGCAGCUUCAGCUGCACUGCUGCUCCAUCUAACAGCUAAAGGGGCAGCCGACAUCGUCCUAAUCCAAGAACCUUGGGUGGUGGGACAAAACAUUUGUGGGCUGAAAGCGCCGGGCUACAGACUGCGACGAGGACA
Messenger RNA from Rhagoletis pomonella (apple maggot), 1500 nucleotides. RefSeq lists its product as uncharacterized. NCBI's taxonomy places the organism in Eukaryota, Metazoa, Arthropoda, Insecta, Diptera, Tephritidae. The record is from RefSeq and is a predicted model, not a curated record. The transcript has 2 exons. Bases 1 to 1164 code for a protein of 387 amino acids.